Messenger RNA from Stylonychia lemnae, 2625 nucleotides. Lineage: Eukaryota; Ciliophora; Spirotrichea; Sporadotrichida; Oxytrichidae. The record is from the annotation of a GenBank genome assembly.
AUGAAAGGUUCAAUCUCUCAUUAGAGUAUGGUUGUGCCUUCUACCCAGAAGUUGCCCCCUCUCUAUAAAAAAUCAGUUCUGAAUCCAGACACGAAUAAUCGGAAGUCUCGAAACCAUUAGCUCAACCUACCUAAUGAAACUUUGCAAUACUCACAAGGUGAGCCACUCUACCAAACUCUACCCUCUGCCGAAAUAGAAUAUAUUAAUAAGAGCAGAAUAGAAGUCCCAAAAAAGAAGACUAUGCUUGAACAGUUCAAGAAUUACUAGAACUCUUAUGAUGUGGAAGAAUUUUCAAAAUCGUUUUGCGAUGCAGAUUAUAGAAAUUCACUUUCAAAGCUUAUUCAUUACAAUAUAACUCCAUCUAAUAAUAGUCGUAUGCAAUAAAACCUUAUAUCAGCCGAAGGCUAAUUAAGGUAGUAAAUGAGUUAACAAAAAUUAGGGACUAGUGUUUAGUCUCCAUAAAAUCAGUUAGGCAUAAGCUAUACGUACUGUUCUCCACUAGGAAUUAAAAUAGAUGCAAGUGAUGUUCUAAACUUUGACUACAAUAUAUUUUACAAUGAAAUCAAAUCCAAAUAAGCUCAUUCGAAUUACUCACAGUCGCCUUAGAGGAGGUAGACUGACUAAUUGAUCUAGGAUAAUAAACAGAGACAUAAAUAGUAUAUCAUUCAGUAACUUCGAAGAAGUAGCUAGCAGACACCAAGAUCCUCUUCGAAAGUAAAUAUCAACACCUAUUAAUAGCAAUACCUAAGGUAGAGUUAGAAUUCUACAAUGGGAGCAAAUAAAAUUGCUUCCAAUGAUGAAGCUUUCAUGCGUCUGAGUAAAGGAAACGGUAUUUAUAUUACCACUACACCGAAAAAGAGAAGUUAGUUUCUCAAUAAGAACCUAGCUGACUUGAAAAAUACCGAUAAUGAUUAAAUUGAAUCUCCUGGCUUGAUGAAAUCUGAUACUAUAACAAGCUAAAAGCUGAAUCAACUGGCAUCGCCAAAGUAGAAGAUAAUGAAGAUCUUAAAGCACACCUUGAAGCCAUUACAUAUGAGUAAGCCCUCAGAGACUUUCAAUAGAACAAUUUUAAAGGCAUCUGAACUCAUUUCUUCGAAGGUUAUCAGAUCUUCGUAAAAUAACUUCGAAGAUCAUAAAGAUGCUUCAAUAAUAAGCAGUCGUACAAGGAAAAAGAGAUUGACCAAUGAACAUAUUAAAACACUACCAAGUGAAUAGAUAGCAGGAAGCAAGAACAAAAUAAUCAGUGUAUCUAAUCUUAUGACAUCUCCAGAGUUUGGCAAAAAUGAAAAGAAUGCUAUAUUAACAAGAACACUAUCAAAUAAUCCAAGAAAGAAUAUGGUUUAAAAAUCAAAUGUGGAAUUGUUGCAUAGAAAUAACUCUAACGAUAGUAAUGAAUCAAGCCUUUAACUUUAGAAAAAAUUUACCCCUGCUGCAAACCUUAUCAAUAAUUCUGUAGAAAAUAGAUAGUCUCCAACUAAACUUACCUUGCUACAGAAUAAAUCACCAGGUCCACCCGAGUAAACUUAAGUGAAAUACAUGCUUACCAAAUCAAUAUUGAAUAACUCAAAUAUUUUAAGCAGAAUUAAUUCUAAGAUAAACGCAGUAAAACAACUUGGUUAACUCACACAAUAAGUAGGAACUCCUAAAAAAGGGAUUCUCAAAGCCUCAAAUCAAACCUAAACAACUACAAGCUUAAAUUCAGUUCUUAAUACUUAGCUAAACAAAACUUAAGCAAAGCCAAACCUAAAUGAUAGAAUAGUAAUUAGUGCUUUUUCAUCAGAUGAAUAAAAUUCAAAAACACCUAAAAAUGGAGGGAUUCUUGGCGAAGCUUUAAAUGAACCUAAGAAAAUAACUGAUGAAGAAGUAGCUUCUUAAAAAAGUACUAUAUCGAAAGGAAUGUAAAAUAUAGCUUUUGCUUUACUAAAGGUUAAGCAGGCAAAAGAUGAAGCUUAAAAAAGAAUAGCUGAGAGAAAAAAAAUAGAGGAGGAAGAAUAAAAACGGGAGGCAAGAGCUUAAUAAAGAAAGUUAGAAAAUAAGCAUAAAAAGAGUACAGAGGAAAUAAUGAUUACGAAUGAAGCUGAGGAUGAUGAAAGUUUAGCAAUUAAAAGGGAUAUAUUUUCUAAGCAUAAAAUGAAGGGUAAUCAACUUUAACAAGUAUCCUCAUAGCAAUUUCUUACUGCUAAUUACAAUCAAGCAAAAAAGAAAAAAAGUAAUAAUUUGCUGUAGAGAGCUAAUGAUAUAAAGCCUAUAGAAUUAAAGACUCGCAACUAUAAGGAUUUCUUUGAAGAGGAUCCAAUCUUCAAAGAGGAAACUGUAAAGGAUAAAGUGCGUCAGCGUCGGAAUAUCAAGUUCAUGCAGAUUUUGCAAUAGAGACGAGAAAAAUUUGAACAUCAGUAAAAGCAUCCUAUUUUUGGUGGCUUUGAUCCAAACAAAGGGAAAAUGAGUAAGAAGACCUACAAGAUAAAGAUGAAUAUUUAGAAACUAGACUUGAAUUAGCCUAUUAGGAGAUCUAGCAUAGACAAUUAGAGCAUUAAUCUAGAUUAAAUAUUAUCCUACUAAAAAGCGUCAAAUAAGAACAACAAGACCAGUGAGGAGAGUCAAAGCCAGGAUCAAUCGGCGAAUUGA